Molecule: messenger RNA, 791 nt
Organism: Cygnus atratus (black swan)
Lineage: Eukaryota; Metazoa; Chordata; Aves; Anseriformes; Anatidae
Gene: SNRPC
Product: small nuclear ribonucleoprotein polypeptide C
Exons: 6
Coding region: 54-533 (159 amino acids)
Biological process (GO): mRNA 5'-splice site recognition; mRNA splicing, via spliceosome; spliceosomal snRNP assembly
Cellular component (GO): nucleus; U1 snRNP
Molecular function (GO): pre-mRNA 5'-splice site binding; zinc ion binding
Source: RefSeq, a predicted model, not a curated record
UGCGGGGGGGGGGCAUUUCCUGGCGGCUCCGGCGGCGGGGAGCGGGGAGCACCAUGCCCAAGUUUUAUUGCGACUACUGCGACACGUACCUCACCCACGACUCGCCCUCCGUGAGAAAAACCCACUGCAGUGGCCGAAAGCACAAAGAGAAUGUGAAGGACUACUACCAGAAAUGGAUGGAGGAGCAAGCCCAGAGCCUGAUUGAUAAAACAACGGCUGCAUUCCAGCAAGGGAAAAUUCCACCGACGCCGUUCUCAGCACCACCCCCUGGAGGAGCCAUGAUACCGCCCCCUCCCAGCAUCCCUGGUCCCCCCCGACCUGGCAUGAUGCCAGCCCCUCAUAUGGGUGGGCCCCCAAUGAUGCCAAUGAUGGGCCCGCCUCCGCCCGGAAUGAUGCCCGUCGGACCUGCUCCAGGGAUGAGGCCACCGAUGGGAGGACACAUGCCAAUGAUGCCAGGGCCCCCAAUGAUGAGACCGCCCUCAAGACCCAUGAUGGUGCCAACCAGGCCAGGCAUGACCCGCCCAGACAGAUAAAGGUGGAAAUGGAGCUCCGUGGCUUUUUUCGUUUUAUGAUCUUCCACAUGCUAAAAUGCCGUAGACUUGCGUCCCGAGGAUUUUAUAUGAAAACAGUGUGUAGAAGAAAUCUGCUGUUGUUUCAAAUUGCAGACGGUUUGACCUAGAUGCACACUGGGCUGAUGCUUUUGUAACUGGUCUGGGUUUUUUUGUUGUUUUUUUUUUUUUUGAUUUUCCCCCAUUGAAAUAAAACAUUGAUGCUGGUUUACAUGUGGAGAA